GCUAGCUGUUGCAGGAACAACAUCAUGGACAUUAGAGGCUGGCGGUGUCCAUGGCUACUGAACAAAAUGGGAUGUCCAAAUGAGCUUUGGUUCACUUUGAGGACUUGAAGAUACAGAUAUUCUCAAAGCUUUUAUCUAUAUGAAAACAUUGUUGUGAAAAUUUUUUGCUCCAGUGGCGUCGUUUUAAGCCGGAGCAGCAAUAUGAGGGGAUUCGGUACAGGCUACAUGCUACAGGCAGAGACAGAUGAUCGGGCUGCUAAACAGAGUUAGCUUCACUAGCUAGAGAGAGAGAGAGAGAGGGAGAGGCGCGGCGUUGAGUGCAGCUCGUGUUCAUUUAGUUCGCACCGACAUCUUUUUUUAAGAUAAAUGUUUCUUAUUUAAAGUAUCUGUUUUUCUGGACCCUUUCUGGUUUGUGAGGACGGUGUGCUAACGGUAAUCUCGCUGUUGCCAAGGCAGCGGCGCGCGCCGGGGCCUGUUCCUCUCAGCUGCGCUCGUGCAUACUCAUAUUUCAGUGUACAAUAUCGUGGCUGAGGAUUUAUUAACCUUAUAUAAAUAUAUAAACCUUAAAGCAAAUCCUGUGUAAUUUAUUUGUAGGUUGGAAUAACUGACAGUGCAAUUUCAGUGUCACGACGUAUUUGCGUUCAUGUAGAAAACUAUCCACGUUCCUUCGUAUCCUUAGUACUGUGAAUGAAAUACGGCCUCUCGCUGCCGGCGAGGAAGCACGCGCCCGCUGUUAAACGCUAUUAACGAGCUAAUCUAGAUAGCUAAUGGUUAGCUUUCUUGUCCAAAAGUCAUCUUGAAGUCGGGAAACGUUUUUGGGUGACGACAAGCAGAUCGUGAAUGGGAAUGAGGAUCCUCACGAGCAAAAUGAGGCAAGUUCUCUGAUGGAUGCAUUCUUCUUUAUGACCAGGGAGUACACACCGCUUUGGCACAUGGGAACAUGUCUCCUGUGAUGAGAUAAUAGAAGUGGUCUACAUGAGAGAACUUUUACAUUCGUCCCUCCAUAUUCCCUGCUUGACAUCUGAACAUCAGAAUAUGACCACGCAAGCUCUUUUGCCACUGUCGGGGCGCAGGAUACCCACUCUGUCUCCAGGUGCUUCGUCGUUUCCCCACCACAGAGCAACCUUGCGGCUCUCAGAGAAGUUUAUCCUCCUCCUCAUCCUCAGUGCCUUUAUCACCCUUUGUUUUGGAGCCUUCUUCUUCCUUCCAGACAGUUCCAAGCACAAGCGCUUUGAUUUGGGUUUGGAGGAUGUUUUGAUACCGCACAUUGAGCCUGGGAAGGAAGGACGACAUAGCAGUGGCCAGGUCAUACACGGGCAAGGAGUACACGAUGAGCAUCGACACAGGGAAGAGGAGGAGAGCCUCCGCAGUAAAAUCCGGGCAGAUCACGAACGUGCACUGCAGGAGGCCAAGGAGAAGCUUCGCAAGUCCAAAGAUGAGCUGAGGGCAGAGAUCCAGACCGAAAAGACUAAAGUGAUGAAGGAACUGAAAAAGGAUGGGCCAAAGCCUCUGCCCCCAGUACCCAUGCCCAAACUGGUGGGUAUCAAUGAUGGAGACCCUGGAGACCCCGAUGUUAAAGAGAAACGGGACAAGAUCAGAGAGAUGAUGAAGCACGCGUGGGACAGCUACAGGCAGUACGGCUGGGGACACAACGAACUCAAACCCAUUGCCAAGAAAGGACAUUCCACAAAUAUAUUUGGUAAUUCCCAGCUGGGGGCCUCGAUAGUAGAUGCUCUGGACACACUCUAUAUAAUGGGCCUCCAUGAUGAGUUUAAAGACGGUCAGGAGUGGAUCGAAAAGAGCCUGGACUUCAGUGUGAAUGCAGAAGUAUCUGUCUUUGAGGUCAAUAUCCGUUUCAUUGGGGGACUGCUUGCUGCAUACUACCUCUCUGGACAAGAAGUUUUUAAGGUGAAGGCUGUUCAGCUGGCUGAGAAGCUGCUUCCUGCCUUCAACACCCCCACAGGCAUCCCUUGGGCCAUGGUCAACCUUAAAAGUGGUGUGGGACGUAACUGGGGCUGGGCUUCAGCUGGUAGUAGCAUCUUGGCUGAGUUUGGAACACUGCACAUGGAGUUUGUGCACCUCACGUAUCUGACUGGAAAUCCUGCCUAUUAUCAGAAGGUGAUGCAUAUCCGGAAGCUGCUGUCUAAAAUGGACAGGCCUAAUGGGCUCUACCCAAAUUACCUGAACCCUCGCACAGGUCGCUGGGGCCAGCAUCACACAUCAGUGGGAGGACUCGGCGACAGUUUCUAUGAGUAUCUAUUGAAGGCCUGGCUCAUGUCUGAUAAAACUGACACAGAGGCUCGCAAAACCUACGAUGAUGCUAUUGAGGCUAUUGAACGUCACCUCAUCCGGAAGUCUAGCAGCGGCCUCACCUUUAUCGGCGAGUGGAAGAACGGCCACCUGGAACGCAAGAUGGGUCACCUGACAUGCUUUGCUGGGGGCAUGUUUGCUCUAGGGGCAGAUGGGUCACCAGGAGACAAGGCUGGCCACUACCUGCAGCUGGGAGCUGAGAUUGCCCAUACUUGCCAUGAAAGCUACGAUCGCACAGUUCUGAAGCUUGGUCCAGAGGCCUUCAAGUUUGACAGUGGGCUGGAGGCCGUUGCUGUGAGGCAGAAUGAGAAGUAUUACAUCCUGAGGCCAGAGGUGAUUGAGACUUAUUGGUACAUGUGGAGAUUCACGCAUGACCCCAAAUACAGGCAAUGGGGCUGGGAAGCAGCUCAGGCUAUAGAUAAAUAUUGCAGAGUCAGCGGAGGUUUCUCUGGGGUUAAAGACGUCUACUCCUCCAACCCCACCUACGAUGACGUCCAGCAGAGCUUCUUCUUAGCAGAGACUCUCAAGUAUCUCUAUCUGCUGUUCUCCAGUGAUGAUCUGCUGCCUUUGGAGAACUGGGUCUUCAACACAGAAGCUCAUCCACUACCAGUGCUGCAUCUGGGCAACAUCACCCUGCCUGGCAGCCAGGCAUAGCGAUAGAGGAGUCUCAGCGAGUGUGGGUGCUCGCCUCCUCUUCCUCUGAAAGACUGCAGGUAACUGCCUUCAGGAGUUACCGCGUUGAGGGACUCUUCCGCUCAACCACCUGGACUCUGGGUUUUUACUGCCAAGCAGAGGGGACCAGGACACACUCUAAGACUCUGUCAACUCAUCUAUAUGUCGCUUGUAUUGUUUUUCACUGUCUUUGAUAAGCUGCCAGUCAAGCACAGAUGGCUUAUGUGACUCACUCAUUGGCUGCAUGGCUCUGACAUUGGUGGAAGCUGUUAGAACACCACAACUCCGCAAAGAAAUCAGAAGCGGUCAUGUGUUGCAGCUAACGAACAAACACGGAAAAUGUCUUUUCUCUGUGAAGAAAGAGGAUUUUACAUGACUUAUUGUUUUCAUUGUUGUUGGGGUUUUUUUGGUUGUUGUUUUUUUUUUUUUCUUUUUUUUUUUGAUUGCUUACAUUGCUUAAUCACUGCAGCAGGACAAAUGGCUCUCUGGCCAAACUAUCCCCCAGACCCCACAUAACCCUGCCACCCCACCCCCCAUACUCCCUCAAUCUGAACUGUGACCCAGACCUGGUGCUGUGGGAGGCAACAGCUGGAUGAUGUGACCUCUGAAAUCUCUCCCACUCUCCCUCUUAGAGAGAACACGGGCCAGAGGCACCCUGGGAUCUCUGUGGCUUCUCAUGUACUGAUACAGUAUGCACGUGAGCGUAUGUGUGUGCACAUUCUUGUGUUAGUCUGCUGUCAGCCUUCAGAAAACAUCUGUCAAAUUCUGGUCCAGAUUUGAAGUCAAGUAUGUUCUUGGUUUGCCAUGAUUAGUGGGUGAAAUGGCUGAUGUUUUGCGUUCAUUCGCAGCUCUAAUAGAUUAGUUGAUGCUUUCAGGACUGUCAUUGCACAUGGCACAUAUUUUAUUUCAAAACCAUUUCAAAGGGAAAAAAAGAAUAAAAAACAUUUGUUUAAUUUCUAUUGCAGUGCGCAUGCGAGUAUACCAUGUUUUCCUUUCAAGCACUCAGUCAGUCUGAAAUAAAGGGUUGUGUGAUCUGGCUCUCAUCCACACUACUUUGUACACAGAUUGACUGAAUUAGUAUUGGAUUUAUGGCCUCACAUGUAUUCAUAUUCAAGUAUUCUGACACUCAGAAGAAAGACUGAAGAAAGACUUCUCUAUCCCCGAUACUGAUCUAACAAAUGAAUUUCAACACUAAACAUAGAGAACACAUCGGUCAAGGCAGAGAGAACGAUUCAUUUUUAAUAUCCUACAGCAAAGAACUUUUGAUAAGUCCAGUCACGUUUUCUAUACACGCACACAGAGAUUAUGCUAACAUGUCCAUGAUGACGCCAAUUUUUGUACUGGUUUUGCACCAUUGCUGAACUAAGGCGUAGGAGGUUUAUGGGCUUUGGAUCAAUUUAUUUUCAUUCCAGUGAGUAGUUCACAAAUCUUACAACAUUUCUAUAUGCUUUUCCCCCACUGCAUGCCGCACUGUCUGCUCUGUCUGACCUGAUGGGUGCAAUAUUUAGAGAGAUAUUCAGUCAGAAGAGACAGGAAGGGGGCCACCACUGAAAGUCAGCACUCGUUUUUUUUUUUGUUUUUUUUUUUGCAAGGUAGUUCCUUUAAAGUAUGUCCAGUGAAAAAUAAUAUGCAGUGUUUAUAAUGCACAUUUUAAGUGGUACUGGCUGGUAGGAACUAUUUUUAUCUUUCAGCUGCAAAAAUGUUUUACCCCUGCACCCCUACAUUUUUAACUAAUGACAUUGCUUUCCCCCUGCUCCAGGUGGCAGUAGCAACAGCGUGCUAAUGCUCUGUAUGUAUGUUUUCAGCGCUUUUCCCACUUGCCUAACGUCUCUUCCUCCUACCUAAUAACGGUCACCUGUUUCUGUUGUGGAAGAUGCCCAGGCCAACAUGACCACUAGGUGGAUUUUGAGAGCUGUGUUCUGUAUUCUGUAUUUUUACUGAACUGACAGUACUGUAAAUAUCUUUAAAAAUGUGACAGAUUCAAUAAAGAUGUUACAUAAAUUGAA
Messenger RNA from Tachysurus vachellii, 4988 nucleotides. RefSeq names its product mannosidase, alpha, class 1A, member 2 (gene man1a2). The transcript is spliced from 14 exons. Gene Ontology annotation, molecular function: mannosyl-oligosaccharide 1,2-alpha-mannosidase activity; calcium ion binding. Gene Ontology annotation, cellular component: extracellular exosome; Golgi membrane; endoplasmic reticulum. Gene Ontology annotation, biological process: carbohydrate metabolic process; N-glycan processing. NCBI's taxonomy places the organism in Eukaryota, Metazoa, Chordata, Actinopteri, Siluriformes, Bagridae. The record is from RefSeq and is a predicted model, not a curated record. The coding region runs from base 976 to 2964 and encodes 662 amino acids.